Molecule: messenger RNA, 2401 nt
Organism: Plutella xylostella (diamondback moth)
Lineage: Eukaryota; Metazoa; Arthropoda; Insecta; Lepidoptera; Plutellidae
Source: RefSeq, a predicted model, not a curated record
AUGUAUUCUUCUGUCACUUGAUAAAAUUUGACAGAUUUUAUGCCACAUUUUGUAAAGCCAAAAAUGCGUUUUACUAAAGUUUUGUUAUUAUUUAGCAGUUUUUUAGUAUUUGCAAUAGCUAAACCAGCCUACAUCAACGACCAAAUAAACGAUAGAUAUGAAGAAGCGGAGGAGGGUGAUUACGACGCUAUCGACGAGGAGGGGGGCGUGGAGGAGCCGGCGGAUCUGCAGGAGGAGGCUAAUGUGAAGGAUUCCCGAGCCAACUACGACGCUGAAGAGGAACCGCCGAGCGGCCCCGAGGCCGAGCGACAGCUGCGGCGGGCGAGACUGCAGGCGAGGAUACAGGCACAGGCUGAAGACAGGAAUGCCGACGAAGAAAGUGAACAAACCGUGCAAGACAGUGAAGACGCCGACGAGGAUCCCGAGCCCCAAGACAACAGACAACGCAGCGCCACGGACUACGAGAAUGAGGAGAGACCGCGCCCGCGCCAGCACACGCCCGCGCGCAACCGGUACAAACACUACCGACAGAGAGAAUACGACGCCAGAAACAACCGCAUGCCACAACAGAACCUUGACGAUGAAGCCGCUCUCGAGAACAGCGGCAGCGUACACAAUCAAAAACAGAAAUACAGCAAUGUCGAAUACUCUGAUGCCAACGAUGAUAGCGACUACGAAAAUUACCGUAACUACAAUACUAUGAAUGCCAAAAACAAGAAAGGUAAAAUAGACAGUAGCUUCUACGGAAAUAUCACGGCCAACCGACAAAGGCGACAUGCUGAUGUUCAAAAUGCCACCUCAGCGCCCGUCGAGAAGCCAGCAGGUGAAGUGGCGAAAAAGGAGGAAGAAGCAGCAAUUAAGCGACACAUAGAUAAACUUACCACUGACGAACUCGAACAAUUGUUAAGUACCCUUUCUGAAGAUAAAAGGACCUUGCUCGCGAAGAUUAUUAUGGAUAACGAUAAGAAUAUCAAUGCUGCUAAACUGAUUGAUAAUAGUGAUCUUAGAAAAAGAGAAAUAACUAAAAAGGCCGGUGCGAUGAAUGAGAAUAACUUAAUUGACAGUAAUCAGCUGGAUGAAAAAGCCCAGGGUGGUGCAGAUAUCAGCUCUGAUGUAACUAAUUUGCUAAGUGGUAAUGGAACCAUUAAUAAUAUGGUAGUUGAAGCUGAAAACAUAACUGAUUCUACCCAAUCUGCUUUAGUAGCUGAUAAGACUGAAGUUAAUAAAGAAGUUAAUCUGGUAGCGAAUGCUGCCGAACCUGCUGCGGAUCCUACUCCCAAAAGUUCAGAUCCUGAACAACAGAGUCCAGCUAAGACUGCCAACAAACGAGAGGCCAGGUAUGAUCAUUUUAGAGCAGACAAUUCUGCCCUCAUGGAUCAAAACUUAUUGGAUGAACAAGAAAACUUCUGCAAUCGGGACGAUCAACUAACCGAUUAUGCAAACGAAGAAUCAGAUAUGUACGAAAACAAUAAUAUUCGUAAACGACACAUAAUAUACGAGCAAGAGAACUCUGAUAUCAAUGAUUCUAUGAAUUCAUUAGAGGAUUCCUUUGGUAAUUCAAACACCUACGACGAAAUUGAUUCCGGAUCGGACAUGGAACCACAUGUGAGGGUAAAAAGGAAAAACCCAGAUUUGGUUGUAAAGAAGAGAGCUGCUGCCCUCCUUCCGGAAUCGAAAGUGGCGUAUGUGCCCUUCAGGACCGAAAAUGAAGACGACGACACCGCUGAAGCUAACGAGUUCGAAGAUGACGGUUUGUAUGUUCGACCAUCCAACUUAGAAGGGGACCUGAACAACAAAGAAGUGCCACAGUCUAAAGUGCGCAGCAAUAAGAAAAGAUUUAAUUUUAGAGCAUCGGACAGUAAUAGGCAAGCGAGUGAUGUUGGUAUAGGGUCAGACUCCGACAGUGUGUUAUCAGGCUCGGAAGGAGUCGAUGACAAUUUGAUGUUCAAUAACGCCGCACGUAACAAGCGCUCUGCUAAUGUCGGCGCACAGUACACGAACGAAAAUGAAGAUGCUGAUAAGUUAAAUGACCGUGCUGAAAUGGCUGCAGAAUCACAAAAACUGUCUGACCAUAACAUGAAUCUUGCUUACCAAGAAAACGAUGCGUUUGGCCCUCUGCCUAGAAACUAUGAAGGUGAAUUGAACAGGUAUAAAAGGAUACGUCGUGUGAAACAUCUCCCCGCUUCCCAUGAUAAUGAAUAACUUUAGUUCAUAGUGUCCAAGAGCUUCUAAUGUAUGAUACUAAGGUAUAGUCCAUUUCAACUUAAAUAGUAGGUACUUAUCGUUAAUUUAGUUUAUAGUUAAUUUACCAUGUUUUAUAGUAGUUGUUUAUAAGAUUCAAUGUUAUGGAUUUGCUGUUUGUAUGUAUCUAAUUAUAAUAAAUAUUUCUAUUGACUCAUAA